Messenger RNA from Leishmania major strain Friedlin, 1458 nucleotides. RefSeq lists its product as hypothetical. The transcript has a single exon. Lineage: Eukaryota; Euglenozoa; Kinetoplastea; Trypanosomatida; Trypanosomatidae. The record is from RefSeq and is a predicted model, not a curated record. The coding region runs from base 1 to 1458 and encodes 485 amino acids.
AUGGGUGUCACUUGCACACGCGAAAAGAACGUUGUUUCCUCGUCAGCGGUGAUACGUUUCCGCCUCACUCGCCGGUGCAGCCACGUGGAAAGCACGGGGAGCCCUAACAACCUCACAAGGGAAACCUCUCGCCGUCCCAGGCCAGCCACGCGUGCCAGAGCUGAUGCGUGUAUUGGGUGCGACAACUCUUCUGAGGCUCUGCGUGCGGUGGAAUCGGUUACCCUGCCUCUCCCAGAGCCGAUAGAAGCCCUGCUUCUGCCGUCUUGUGCAGAGAGGCUGUCCUCGUACCGAAACCGCUGCCACGGAAGCACUGCAAAAACCACUGUACCACCCACUUUUCUCGUCGCAGAGACAUCGACGGCCAGGAGGUAUUCCAUGUACCGCAUCCCUGACGACGACAACAACGGCUACACUCUGGUGCCCUUCAAGUCCAUGUACUGUCUACCGCGGACGACGGAAUUAGAGCCUGACAACUUCCGCGCGAUGGUGACUCACUCCCACGCCGCCGCAGCAGAGGCGCCGAGCCCGGAAACGGCUGCAUACAAUCCGAAGGGCGACAACGGUGGGGAGAACAAAGAGGCCGCAUCACAGGAGACGGUGUCGCGCAAGGCGUUUGGGACGGCUGCCAGGCCCUUUUCCAGGCAUUCGCUCAGGGCCCUGCGGCGCGGCUUUUCCUUUGGCGUCGUGUCCGACUGCGCUGAUGACUUGGCGGGGGGGCACGCGGACGAAUUGUCGUGCGUGUCGAGCGUCGAAUCCGGGCUCGCGCGGGAGCCGGAUAUCUACACCGACUCGACGUCGUGUUGGGAGGUCUCUUCGAUAUUUCCGCGGGCGACAACCGGCACAGAAGCGGAUGAGAGUUCCAGCACCGUGCUCACCAGCCAGAGCACGCUGUCGCGGCGGCAUACCUUUGGUGUCAUGAUGCCGACAGGCCAUAGCCAAGUAGUAGAACACACGGAGGACGGCGGCGCCUGGGAGCCGGCGCUCGCCUCCCCUAGUGUGUGCCUUGAUGCGCGUCGCUCAUGGCAGAAGCAGAAGAGCUCCAUGACCGUCGCGAAUGUCACGGAGGAGGAGGAGGUGCAAGGAGGCGCCUUCCCUCUGCAGGACCGCCACCACCAACACCGUCGUCACGUCGGCAGGCACUGUCACUUGGCGAGGGCGGUCGCGGCGGUGCCGCCACACGCCCCAUCACACAUCCGAUCGAAAGUCGGCAGGCAGUGGCCGCAGCCCAUCAUGGAAGGGCCCAAAAGCAACCUUUCACGCAGUCGUCCUUUCAACGUGGAGGCAACGCUGGGCUACUCGGCGCGAAGUGCCUGUUUUGUGCCAUCCCCCGACUGGGAGCGCGUCUGCGGGAAUGAGGAAGAGAAGCUGCGACUAGCACAGGUCCUCGCGGCUCAUCAGCAGCGUCUAAAGAAGUGGAAGCGCGCGCAGGCGGCACGCUGGAACGCCCUCAGCCUAUGA